AUGGAUUUAUCUAUAUAUUUAAAAGAAGAUAAAAACGGUAAAAUUAUUUCAGAUCCAACAGCCAUCCGUCAGUGUAAAACAUUAAUUGGUUUCAUUGGUGCUCCUGGAGCUGGUAAAUCAACUAUUUGUAAUAUCAUUCUCUACAUUCUCUAUGGAAUCAAAGCUGAGUACUUCCCAAUAUCAAAACCUGAUUUAUCAUUCGAUUCAGAAUCUUUUACCAAAGGUGCAAUGGUGAUGUCAGAAUCAACAAGAUCAAGAAUCUCUGGAAAUCAAGUCAAUUUAGAACCAAUCGAUAUGGAAGGUUUCGAAAUCAAAGAAGAACAUUGUUGGGCCAUGAAUAUGGUGAUGUCUACUUUAUGUCCCGUUAUGAUGUUCUGUUGUAGAGAAACAAGAGCAAACUUUUUGUAUGAUGCUCUGAAAGUUUUCAAGAAAGGAUUGGUAGCAACCAAACAAUUUGGAUUGAAACCAAUUACCAAACAGAUCUUCAUUAUGACAAAUUUCAAACCAGAUAUUGUCAUUAAAUGUGUCAAUGAAUGCAAAGAAAUACUUCAAGAUGAUAGUAUUGAAAUCAUUCCAUUCAAAUUCCCAACUAUGCCAAUGGAAGAUGAAUCUACAUCAAUGGAUGUUAUUUUACAUCCAAGAUUGGUUGAAGCAAUUAAAGUUGGAGUUUUAGAUAAGAUAUCAAUCUCCAACCAACUUCAAUCUGCUUCAUCUUUUUCAGAUUCUGUCAAGGAUUUGUUGGAAGCAUUCAACUCUGGAAAUCAUAUCAAAACUGGUGAAGUUGUCAAGAAAUAUUUCUUGGAUGAUUGUAAGAGAAUGAUCGAACUUGAAAAGUGCAAAAAGAGAAUUGAAUUACAAACAAUAGCAUCAUCAAGAAGUCUAACAUCUGUAGACACAACUUUGGAUCAAUUCAUUGGAAGUAAAACAUUUUCUUUUACAAUUAAUUUUGAAUCAUCAUCAUUUUACAAUGAAAGAUGUUUUGAAUAUUACAAAGAAUCAUACCCAAGUGGACUGUUCAUUUCAUCUGAAGAAAUCCACUCUAUCUUUACACCCUUUUAUAUAUCAAAAAUGGAAGAAUUGAAAGAGAAGAUCGAAAUAUCAAAGAGAAAUGAAAAGAAACUUGAAUUUUUUCAACUAUUGCGAAAUGAAAUCGAAAAUGCUGAAGUGAAAGUUCAAACUGAAAUUUCUACUUUGAAAUAUGGUCAAUUCCUUAAAAGUUGGGAGUAUUAUGUCAACUAUGGUUUUUUUCAACAGAUUGGAAAAGAAAUUUAUGAAUUCCCAAACUUUUCUCCAUUUCAAAGAUUUGUUGAAAAUAAACAACAAUAUAUUAAAAUGAAAUGGAAUCUUCAACUAUCAAAUGCCAAAUGGAUGAAACCUGUAAUGUCUUGUUGA
Heterostelium album PN500 is the source of this 1392-nucleotide messenger RNA. RefSeq lists its product as uncharacterized. Lineage: Eukaryota; Evosea; Eumycetozoa; Acytosteliales; Acytosteliaceae. The transcript has a single exon. The record is from RefSeq and is a predicted model, not a curated record. The coding region runs from base 1 to 1392 and encodes 463 amino acids.